AACUAGAAAACAGAAAAUAUUGUACAAUUUUCUGAAAUAAAUAGACCUCAGGAGUCAUUUAUUGAAAUUUUAAAAAUAUUUGGGUCAAAAUUGAUAAUUAGCCAAAGAAAGAAUGAGGUAAUGUUCCCACGCUAUCAGCUUCACUUUCGUCUUCAACCUCUUACUUUUCUGCGACUCCUGAUUGGCGAGUUUCCUAAUUCCUAGUGAGUGGUGGACUGUGGAGGGACUGGGAAUGGGCAUAUUGAGCGGCGGAAAUGGGAGUAUAUGGGGAAUGGGUUCCUUCUAUUCUCGCGACGGGAAUAGCAGACAAAGACGAAGAAGGGAACGAAGCGGCGGAAAUGGAGAAUCCAACGCCGCAGGCUCCGAUUCCGUCGACGUCACUCGUGGCGCCGGCUACCGCUUCCCUGCCAAGCAAGCUAUCACUGCUGGGUCUCUCGCCGUCACCGGCGAUACCAUCGCCCAGCUCCGGGAUCGAUGGGUGAAGAACAAAGACGCCCUCCCUCAAUCUCCCCAGUUGCAGGAUGUCAUGGGAAUUCUACUUUCCGAGCAUGACUGGCUCCGAUCCUUACGGAUGGCUUCAUAUGGGCUUCUUCUCUAUGGACCGGGUACUUUUGCCUGGUACAAGUAUCUUGACCAUUGCAUGCCGAAGCCAACAGUUCAGAAUGUAUUCACGAAGGUUUUACUCAACCAAGUAAUACUCGGUCCUUGUGUAAUUGCUGUUGUUUUUGCUUGGAACAAUCUAUGGCUAGGGAAACUCUCGGAGCUUCCAAAUAAGUAUCGGAGAGAUGCCCUUCCCACACUAUUUUUUGGAUUUAGGUUCUGGAUCCCUGUCAGUGUCUUGAAUUUCUGGGUGGUUCCUCUUCAAGCUCGAGUUGCUUUCAUGUCAAUGGCCUCUAUCUUUUGGAACUUUUGGCUGUCUGCAACUAUGAGCAAGUAGUUUCGCUAAGAACAUUGUGUAGAAGCAGCUUACACCUUGACCAUCGCUAAGAACAUUGUCAAUCCAUUUACAGCAAGAACAUAUGUAUUCUGACAUUUAUACAUUAUGGCGAGCAAUCCAAGUUGGGGAUUCCACAAAAAAUGCCAGUUCGUGGAUAAGCUUGUGUACGAGGUUUCCCAGCAAUACAAGUGAAAACUCGAGAACACCAUAAAUUUUAUAACAAGCUUUCUUUCCAAAGAUGCAGCAUAGAAGGCCGGUGAGCUUGAUCUCAUAGAAAGCGAUGUGGAUCAUAGCUUCUUGUUGAUUACAGUAAUGGAAUUGAAUAUAUACAGUUUUCAGCUGAAUCUUUUCAACUGUUCUGUUGUUUCCAUUGCAUGAUUCUCGUUUCUAUUAACCAUUUUAUAUGCUUUGUGACCCU
Messenger RNA from Ipomoea nil (Japanese morning glory), 1355 nucleotides. Its product is annotated as protein Mpv17. The transcript has 5 exons. The record is from RefSeq and is a predicted model, not a curated record. Gene Ontology annotation, cellular component: cytoplasm; membrane. The coding region runs from base 233 to 937 and encodes 234 amino acids. Lineage: Eukaryota; Viridiplantae; Streptophyta; Magnoliopsida; Solanales; Convolvulaceae.